AUGGAGCACAAGUUUUAUUCUCGCUUCCCAGGCUUCCAGCCCAAUCCAUCCGCAUCUGCAAUAGAUGAAUUUGCUCGUCUGGCGCGUCAUAUGAACUGGAACCUCCGCUCUAAGGUCUACCGUACAGAGUGGGCAAGAUUUAGUGCUUUGGAAUUCGCUAAGCACUACGGCGUUGAAACCUCAAGCCUCGAAAAAUGGCAAUCGCUAUGCCGUGAGCUGGACAUUUCCAAGCCUACUGAAAGCAUCGCCAAAUGCAAAAAGGCACUUGCCAGCGUGCACGUCAAUAUUUUUGAUCUAAUCGACUCUCGCCGGACUGGUGCUCCAAUCACCAAAUUUACAAAUGUUCGAGCGCUUAGACGGUACACAAAACAAAGUGGGAAAAUAUUUCCCAGAGGGGCCGCUAAACGGGAUGGCUUCCUCAGUGCAUUACUGCGGGAAAUAUUCUAA
Messenger RNA from Coccidioides immitis RS, 447 nucleotides. RefSeq lists its product as uncharacterized. Bases 1 to 447 code for a protein of 148 amino acids. NCBI's taxonomy places the organism in Eukaryota, Fungi, Ascomycota, Eurotiomycetes, Onygenales, Onygenaceae. The transcript is spliced from 2 exons. The record is from RefSeq and is a predicted model, not a curated record.